AUGGACUGGUCAAGGAGCUUGGUGGGGUUGUUGCUGACGUAGAACUCAGCCGACUUGGAAUGUCAGGGGAGAGGGUCCAGAGCCCCAUGGUCGGCCCACGGCUGUCCCUCCCCACCCCCGUUCACACCCACAGAUACUCACCACCUGAGGAGCCAAGCUCAGAAGCCACGGGACACCCAGAGAGAGCCGCCCAGCCCCCAAGUCAGACAAGGGGCUGCACCCUCUCCCAGUCGUUUAGUUAGAGGGGACCAAGGAGCAUAACUGCCCACAAGUGUUUUACCUUUAUCAAGGAACCCUCAAAACACUGCACCCUUAAAUGCUGGAACUUUAGGCAGAGGGUCAAAUGGAGGAAGCCAGAUAUCUGCCAGCUUCCUCCAGCCACCGUGACCAGCGUGUUUCUCAGGGAAGGGACCCACUGACCUCUUGAAGUCACCUGGCUGACCGGUGCCCUCCACAGGCUGUCUUAGCGCAGCACAGCUCUGGAAGCAGGGAGACCCCUCAGCCACGGUCUGUCCAUCUGUCCCUCUACCUGAGCAGCUGGUGUAUCUUCUUGGCUUACAAGAGCCUUCCUGGCAGUUCCGGCAAAGCCAAGAGUGGGUUUUUCUCUUUUAAAGCCAGGAGCUGGAGGAAUGCAGGGUGUCCUUCUGAGAGCACCUGCUGUUGCCACUUUCUCACAGACAGGAGAACCCGAGAGAAGGGCCCCGAUUCCCUGCCCGGAGUGUGAGGGGACUGCCCGAGGGCAGAGCGAGGCUGGGUUGCCAUCCCUGGCUGCCUCCCGAGGGGCCUGUGGGCUCGGGGCUCUGCAGGACUCAUCUUUGGGUUCAAGCCACCUGGGGAUGCUUUGCUGGCCCUCACCAGCCCUCAAGCACAUGGGACUCUGCCUCCUGGCAGCAGUGGAGAGCAUGGGCCCAGCUGUCACCCCGGAGGCUGGUGUCCUCAGCGCCCGGCAGCUGUACAGGCCAGCCUCAGGCACCUCUGCUAAUCUCGCACCAGUGGGAGUAGCGACAGGAGACGGGGCUCUGCUGACCAUCCCAAGCCGCCUCCUCCCAGCCCCGUCUGUAUUCCUUGCCCUUCAUCCUGCAGACCCGGACUCUCCGAGCACCUACCCUACCACCCGCCUUCUGACCCCAGCCCAUGUGUCUAGUCGCUCUCCUCUGGGACACCCCACAGAUCCUGCCCUCACCAAAUCUAGUCGGCCACCUUUUCCCCAGAUAAUCUCUCUCCUCCACCCCAUCCCAGGUUCACUGCCUGCCCAUCACCCAAGCCAGACACCUAGGCGUCACGCCAGGCACACACCACCAAUCCGUCCCCAGUCCCCUUGGUGCCAGCAGUCCCCAACAGUUCUCAGGUCUCUCAUCCGCUCGGUCAGACAAUGGCUGUUGGGCACAGAUGGCGUGCCAAGCACUGAUUACUGGGGCCAUGGCCACCACCGAGCAGGUGGGGUCUCCUCGAAGGGCUGCGGUCCAGUGGGGGGGGGGCAUGCACGUGGGCAGUCACGUUUCAAGGUGAGGCGGGCAUCAGCAGGGAAAGGUCAAAGGUUAGACCUAGGAAAUAACUUUCUACUCUAGUUACUGGCACUUUGGGAGAAGAGCCCAGAGCCCCAUGGUUCCUGGAAUAAGCUGCCAAAAGAUGGCAGAGCAGAGCCCGGGCUCACACACUAGUUCUCCACUGACUGGCUGUGUGACUUUGGACAGGCUAUUUAACCGCUGCGUGAGUUCCUCCUCUGUAAAACAGAGAAGAGGAGAGAGCCAGCCGCCCUCUGUGGCCGACGGCGUCACCCUGUCCGCAGUUCGGCAGUGUGGGAGAAUGGAGGUCAGACAGCCAGUCAUUCUACGGGUUUCUCUUUGAGGGUCAGUUUCACAGCACGUGGCCCCAGUUUCUAAACCCUUAGCUUGAAAGAUCUCCAGUUCAGAUGAGACUGCAGGGGAGAAAUUAGGUUAUGGGACGGCGGCGCUGUGUGUCUGUCAGGCCUGUUCACGCUGGUCCCGUGAUGCGGCAGAGAACUGGCCACAUUCCCACGCGGGGCCUCAGCCCAGCGUCUUACCACAGCGGGUUCUGUGAGCGAGGUUUAAGGGCGGGAAGAAAACUCCCCCGGGGCUGCAGGGCGAGAGCCACUUCCCUACUGACGACCCUGAGAACUCACUGCUGAUUGUGAGGAAGCUGUACAGCAAGACCCUGCCUGGCAAUUCAUGAGUUCCUGUCAGAAGGGAAAGGCAGGCUGAGCAGAGCCCCGUUUCGGGGUACGAGCGGAGGGAGGUGUGAACGGAGUCGAGUUCAAUAGCGCCGAGUAGGCCACGCGCAGCCCUCCUCUACUGCCCACCAAAGGCGAAUUCUACUCAAGCGUAAUUUUACUGAUUGGUUUUCACGUUUCCUUAUUCAGUGUUCUCAGUUAACCACCCCUCCCCCCGCCCACUCCUGCGUCUCCCAUACUCAGGGGCCCUGUGCACUUUCAGGGUAAAGCCUGGACCUUCCCCCUGACCCCAGAGCCCCCUGCCCACCUCCCCAGCCUAAUGCCAGCUGCUCUCUCUCUCCCGCUGUACCCCUGCUCCAGAGCGGUCUGCCCUUGUCCCUGGCACAGUGCUGGCCAUCUUCCCCCAUCCUGGGUGAGCACCCUUCCCUCCACCCACCCCAGGCAGCACUCUGCUCACUGGUUGUGUUGAGUCCUCAGCUGUGGGCCAAGGGUGGACUGAGGCUUCCUUCUCCCCACACACCAGCACCCCCCCGACCGACUGCUGUUCUCCUUGACCCCACCUGACCCCACCUGACCCCACCACCCUAC
Messenger RNA from Artibeus jamaicensis (Jamaican fruit-eating bat), 2779 nucleotides. RefSeq lists its product as uncharacterized. The record is from RefSeq and is a predicted model, not a curated record. Lineage: Eukaryota; Metazoa; Chordata; Mammalia; Chiroptera; Phyllostomidae. Bases 630 to 1568 code for a protein of 312 amino acids. The transcript has 2 exons.